AUGUUUGCUUCCAGAUUAGCUAGAGUACCCAAGUGUGCUUCACGCAGAUUCAUAUCGAGCACCGCCUCAAGCGGAAGGCAGUCAGCGUUGCGCCAAUUGCUCAAGCAGCCCAUUUUCAAGUCGAUCUUUCUCACACUUCUCUUUGGAUCGGUGACCAUAGAUCUAAUGAGGAAUAAGAAAAACCUCGAAGCUAUGGAAAGUAGCUACAGGUCUAAGAUAACCAUUCUCGAGGAUAUCGUCACCAAAUUACAGAACAACGAGAGUGUGAACAUAGCGCAAGAGUUGAAAUUGGCGAAUGCAUUGACAAAGAACAGGUACAACUCAGUGACGGAUAUUGAGUUCGACAAGCAGUUGGAGAAUUUCAUGAUAGAUUUGAGCCAGAAUAAAGAAAACACGACAAAUAGUAAAGAAGAAAGGAAAGAAGAGAGUCAUGCAACAAAGAAAGCAACUAUAAAGGAAACUAACGCAGUAGCUGGCCAGGGAGAAGAGCAGGUCGUAUUGGCUCCAGUUCCAGAAAAGAGGGUCGAAAUCAAGAGACAGCCAUUCACUAGUGAAGCUAAGCAGAGGGAGACCUCGAAGUUCCUUUGA
Molecule: messenger RNA, 588 nt
Organism: Dujonia railenensis
Lineage: Eukaryota; Fungi; Ascomycota; Pichiomycetes; Serinales; Debaryomycetaceae
Source: the annotation of a GenBank genome assembly